This is a messenger RNA of Anoplopoma fimbria (sablefish), 1186 nucleotides long. RefSeq names its product interleukin 1, beta (gene il1b). The transcript has 6 exons. Gene Ontology annotation, molecular function: cytokine activity. The record is from RefSeq and is a predicted model, not a curated record. Gene Ontology annotation, biological process: cytokine-mediated signaling pathway; immune response; neutrophil activation. NCBI's taxonomy places the organism in Eukaryota, Metazoa, Chordata, Actinopteri, Perciformes, Anoplopomatidae. Bases 77 to 889 code for a protein of 270 amino acids.
CGAGGCUAUCAACUGUAAGCUUCAGAGGAAAAUCACUGACUUUUCAUAUUCAAACAUUCUUCAACACAUCGAGACAAUGUCUGACUUUGAUCUGUCUCAAGCUUUAGACAGCCCGACCAACUCAGUCGAGAUGGGAUUUGAAUCUUGCGACUCUUUAAAUAUGACGGAGGUUCAGGAGAAGAUCAUCAGACACGACUGCGGACUGGAGAGGUUGGUUUCCCACGACCCCAAAACGCUGAAGUCCGUCACCACCGUUCUGCUGGCGGUCAACAGGAUGAAGUGGCCUCUAACUCACCACGGCAGGGAGCUCAGCGGUGACGAGCUCUGCAGCGCCCUCAUGGAGAGCCUGGUGACCGAAACCAUCGUCAUGACGACGGGGACAUCGGCGAAGGCAGGACGGAACAAAUACGAGCGAGUCAUCAGCAAUGAGAGUUGCACUCUGUGUGACUUGUCACAGAAGGUCGUCGGCCUCAAUUCUGGAACCUCAGAACUGCAGGCCAUCGUUCUGAAAGGAGGACAAGGUGAACACAGAGUGACUUUUAAAAUGGCAAACUACUUGAAUCCCAACGUCUCACCUGAAGCACGUUUGGCUGUCCGCCUGUCCAUCAACGACAACCAGCACAUCUCCUGCUUUAUGGAAGACGGCAAAGCUGUGUUGAAGCUGAAGGAAUGCUGUAAACAAGAGUUGCGAAAUAUCAGCGCUGAUGGAGACAUGGUCCAUUUCCUCUUCUACAGGAAAACUAUGGGAACCAGUGUGAACACUUUUGAGUCCGUUAAAUGUCCCGGCUGGUUCAUCAGCACCUCCUGUCAGGAUGACAAGUCAGUGGAGAUGUGUAAAGUGGACUCCAGCCAGGCCCCCAGCCGUUGCACCUCCUUCAAAAUUAACUAAAAACAUAUUGCUGUAGUAGAGUUUGAAUGUUUCCAGAAUUAUGCUGAUUUAUUAUUUUAUCUUUAUUCUGCUUCACCACCAGAUGGAGCAAUUUGUCUUUAAUGUAAACUGAUAGUAGUAGUGAAAACACGCUCUAAUAAUCCACUAAAAAUUGUUUUACUUUAAAUUAUUUUUAACACUGACUUAAAUGUUUCGUACUAAAAAAAUGUAUCUCAUUUGAAAGAGAGAGUUGUUACAGGAUAUUCCUUGUAAUUUGUUUUGGUUAUUAUUGUAAAUAAAGUUAAAUUAAUUUCUCUA